This is a messenger RNA of Ziziphus jujuba (common jujube), 4151 nucleotides long. Its product is annotated as LRR receptor-like serine/threonine-protein kinase ERECTA. Bases 587 to 3559 code for a protein of 990 amino acids. Gene Ontology annotation, molecular function: ATP binding; receptor serine/threonine kinase binding; protein kinase activity. The record is from RefSeq and is a predicted model, not a curated record. Lineage: Eukaryota; Viridiplantae; Streptophyta; Magnoliopsida; Rosales; Rhamnaceae. Gene Ontology annotation, biological process: protein phosphorylation. The transcript is spliced from 28 exons.
AUUAACCACUCUCUUCUCUCUCUUUCUCUGCAAACAAUCUCACAGCCAAACCGAAGAGAAAGCGACCCAUUAUUGACAAUGGCAUAGCGUACAGUAAGAGAGAGAAAAUUCAACAAAUGUAAAGAGAGAGAUAAGAAAGAUUAGAAAGAGCUGUAAGGUUGCAGGUUUUAUGGCAGAACUCUGGCAGAUGAAGGACUCCUAUUGCCAGUAGCGAUGUGAUUGAACAAGCUAAGUUGAGCUCCUCCUUUAGACGUAUCUUCAUCACAGGAAAAAAAGAAACCCAGCAACAGAAAAAGAAAAAAAAAGGAAGAAAACCAGUAGCCUUGUUUUUUCCCGAGCAUUUCAAUGUCGGCGAGUCCAAGAAUUGGACGGUUGUUUCACUUCCUCUUCUUCUUUGUUGGGCUUCCGAGGAUGUAUAGACUCGCUGUGUUUUAAAGUGGGUACUGAACCAUUCGCCAUCAUUUUGUUACGGUACUUGGAAGAGAUUUGCUUUGGUCUUUUUUUAUUCGAAAGGAUUAAACGGCGUCGGUAAUGAGGACUCAGAGAGGUGUUUUGAUGUAGAGUAAGGUUCACUGGGAGGGCAGUUAUGGCAUUUCGGAUUGAGUUCGUUCUUCUUGCUUUUCUCGUGGUUUUGAGUUUAGGUUCUGCGGCUACGGAAGACGGAGCAACACUGUUGGAGAUAAAGAAGUCGUUUAGGGAUGUGGACAAUGUUCUUUAUGACUGGACUGACUCUCCAUCGUCGGAUUAUUGUGUGUGGAGAGGAGUCACCUGUGACAAUGUCUCCUUCAGUGUCGUUGCUCUCAAUCUUUCAGGUCUAAAUCUUGAUGGCGAAAUUUCACCUGCGAUUGGAAAUCUCAAGGACCUUCAGUCUAUCGACUUGAGGGGAAAUCAUCUGUCAGGUCAGAUCCCAGAUGAGAUUGGUGAUUGUACAUCUUUGAAAAGCCUGGACUUGUCAUUUAAUGAGAUAUAUGGAGACAUACCAUUUUCAAUCUCAAAGUUGAAAGAAUUGGAAUAUCUAAUUUUGAAGAAUAAUCAUUUGAUUGGACCGAUUCCUUCAACCCUGUCCCAGAUUCCUAACCUGAAGAUUUUAGACCUGGCGCAGAAUAAUCUCAGUGGGGAAAUACCGAGGCUUAUAUACUGGAAUGAAGUUUUGCAGUAUCUUGGUUUACGGGGGAACAAUUUAGGGGGAACACUAUCCCCAGAUAUGUGCCAGCUCACUGGGUUAUGGUAUUUUGAUGUAAGAAACAACAGUUUGACUGGUAGCAUUCCUCAAAGUAUAGGGAACUGCACCUCCUUCCAGGUCUUGGAUUUGUCCUAUAACCAGCUAACAGGGGAGAUUCCAUUUAAUAUUGGGUUCCUGCAAAUUGCCACAUUAUCAUUGCAAGGUAAUCAACUUUCUGGGCAUAUUCCUUCCGUCAUUGGCUUGAUGCAGGCACUUGCUGUACUAGAUUUGAGCUGCAACAUGUUAACUGGGCCAAUCCCUUCUAUUCUGGGAAAUUUGACAUAUACAGAGAAACUGUAUUUGCAUGGCAACAAGCUGAGUGGACCAAUUCCCCCGGAGCUUGGAAACAUGACAAAGCUUCAUUAUUUGGAAUUGAAUGAUAACCAUCUUACAGGGCAUAUUCCACCUGAGCUUGGGAAGCUUACUGAUUUAUUUGAUCUUAAUGUUGCCAACAACAAUCUUGAGGGCCCUAUCCCUAAUAAUAUUAGUUCAUGUACAAAUCUUAACAGUCUCAAUGUGCAUGGGAACAAGCUGAAUGGAACCAUCUUAACUUCUUUCCAGAGGCUGGAGAGUAUGACUUAUUUGAAUCUUUCUUCCAACAAUCUUCGUGGCCCAAUACCAAUUGAGCUAUCACGGAUUGGUAAUUUGGAUACUUUGGAUAUUUCAAAUAACAAAAUCAAUGGCUCAAUUCCAUCAUCCCUUGGUGAUUUGGAACAUCUUCUGAGGCUGAAUUUGAGCAAUAAUCACCUAAGCGGAUUUAUCCCAGCAGAAUUUGGUAAUUUAAGAAGCGUGAUGGAAAUUGAUCUUUCAAACAAUCAUCUUGUGGGUUUGAUUCCUCAAGAGCUUAGUCAGCUUCAAAACUUGUUCACAUUGAGACUAGAACACAACAAUUUAUCAGGGGAUGUGAUGUCACUUAUCAACUGCCUCAGCCUUUCUGUACUAAAUGUAUCUUAUAACGAUCUGGUUGGCAAUAUUCCCACAAGCAAUAACUUUUCAAGGUUUACACCCGACAGCUUUAUUGGAAACCCUCAUCUUUGUGGCUACUGGCUUACUUCUCCAUGUCCCCAGUUUCAUGCAACAGAGCGAGUCACAAUAUCUAAAGCAGCCAUCCUGGGAAUUGCUCUUGGUGCCCUUGUGAUUCUUCUCAUGAUCUUGGUGGCAGCAUGUCGACCCCACAAUCCAAUAACUUAUACCGAUGGUUCACUUGACAAGCCAGUUAGCUACUCAACACCAAAGUUGGUUAUUCUUAACAUGAAUAUGGCACUACAUGUUUACGAGGACAUCAUGAGAAUGACUGAAAACUUGAGUGAGAAGUACAUAAUUGGUUAUGGUUCAUCAAGCACAGUAUACAAAUGUGUUCUUAAAAAUUGUAAGCCAGUGGCUAUCAAAAGACUCUAUUCUCAUUAUCCUCAAUGCUUGAAGGAAUUUGAGACGGAACUUGAGACAGUAGGGAGUAUCAAGCACCGUAAUCUAGUGUGCCUUCAAGGGUACUCCUUGUCCCCUUCUGGAAACCUUCUCUUUUAUGACUACAUGGAAAAUGGCAGUCUCUAUGAUUUUCUUCAUGGCCCUUCUGCCAAAAAGAAGAAGCUUGAUUGGGACACUCGUCUGCAGAUAGCACUUGGAUCAGCACAAGGACUUGCAUAUUUGCAUCAUGAUUGUAGUCCCCGUAUUAUACACAGGGACGUGAAGUCAUCAAACAUUUUAUUGGACAAGGAUUUCGAAGCUCAUCUGACUGAUUUUGGUAUUGCCAAGAUCUUGUGCACCUCGAAGUCCUAUACUUCUACUCACAUAAUGGGCACCAUUGGCUACAUAGAUCCUGAGUAUGCUCGAACUUCUCGCCUCACAGAGAAAUCAGACGUGUAUAGUUAUGGCAUUGUCCUACUGGAGUUGCUAACGGGAAGGAAAGCUGUAGAUAAUGAAUCCAAUCUCCAUCAUCUGAUUUUAUCCAAGACAGAAAACAAUGGUGUCAUGGAGACUGUAGAUCCUGAUAUCACAGCCACUUGCAAGGACCUCGGAGCAGUGAAGAAGGUUUUUCAGCUAGCUCUUUUAUGCACCAAGAGACAGCCAUCCGAUCGGCCGACUAUGCACGAAGUUGCACGAGUCCUUGGGAGUCUUGUACUGUCCACUACAUCACCACCGAAACAAUCAAUCACCCCGACGCUACCGUCCCCUCUUCCAUCUGCCAAAGUGCCUUGCUACAUGGACGAGUAUGCAAAUCUCAAGACCCCUCACAUGGUGAAUUGUCCAUCCAUGAGCACUUCAGAUGCCCAACUCUUCCUCAAGUUUGGGGAGGUAAUUUCUCAGAAUAGUGUGAGUGAAGAAGCAUGUGGAAAUUAAACUUGAUGAUCAAAUGUCUUUUUUUAAAAUGAAAUGGGAGAGUAGUUAAAGAGUGGGAAGGUUUUGGGUUCAAAUUGGAAAUGUGUAUAAAGAUUUGGACAUCAAUUAUUGUGGCUGUAAAAGAAUAGAAUGGAGCAACUUUUUUACUAAUAGAUUGAAAAGCUUUUUAAUGUAGUAAAAAAUUCAAUGCAUGUAUUGAAAAAAAACAAAAAAACUGUGGGUAGUAAUUUUUGGGGUGUCAUAUGGGCCCACUGGACUGGCAAGAUGGUGUGAGCUGGAGGUUCAUCGGCAGGCUUUGCAGAGUUGGGGCUUUGCAUUAUAUGCCUGAGCAGCAAUAAUGCACAUGCAGCCUUGGCUAGUUGCAGGCUGCAGCGAAGACCGUAUCAGUUUGUUUGGAUGUUGGGAUUCCCACCAUCUCUAUGGAUUGCGUUGUCCCAUGAUCUGGAUCUGGUUCAUCUUCAUUCCAGAAAUUUAAUUCCAAGGGUCCAUCAAAUUUAUGGUUAUUCCAGUCUCCUAAUUUAUUGCUAACAAGAUUCGAAACCAUGUGGUGGACCUUCUGCUUAUUAAUUAUAAAUAUCUCUCUUUUUGUUUA